AUGCUCCUCUCUCUGGGAAAAUCCAGAAUCAAAGCCGGGGUCAGUCUCAGAGGAAGAGGCUUUUCCUUUGAGCUCCAUAAGAAGGUUUUUGAAUGUGGAACUGUAAACUGGACUCAUUGGUUCCACAUUAACAGCGUUUUAACUCCGGAAGCAGCAGAGUUCAGCCGUGGUUCAGUCGCUCUGUCAUGUGACCUCAGCAGAGUCCGCUCCAUGACUUUUGAUGUGUAUGACUAUGUGGAGAUCCAUGAUGGGAACUCGGAGUCGGGGGACCUGCUGGGUAAACACUGCAGUAACAUUGCCCCUGCUCCCAUCAUCUCCUCCGGACCAUCGCUUCACAUCAAGUUUGUGUCCGACUACGCCCACCAGGGGGCAGGCUUCUCUCUGCGCUACGAGGUCUACAAAACAGGAUCAGACUGCUCCCGUAACUUCACGGCCCCCACUGGUCUGAUCGAGUCUCCGGGUUUCCCUGACAAGUAUCCCCACAACCUGGAGUGCUCCUUCAUCAUCAUCGUGCCGCCCAGCAUGGACGUCACCCUGCGCUUCCUCAUCUUCGACCUGGAGAACGACCCGCUCCCCGGCAGCGAGGGCGACUGCAAGUACGACUGGCUGGAAGUGUGGGACGGCCUUCCCGGAGUGGGCCCUCUUAUUGGUCGAUACUGCGGGACCAGAGUGCCUCCCGAGAUCCAGUCGUCCACCGGUAUCCUGUCCUUGUCCUUCCACACCGACAUGGCCGUGGCAAAAGAUGGCUUCUCCGCACGCUACAACAUGACGCAUAAGGAAGUCAGCGAAACGUUCCACUGCAGUAACCCUUUCGGUUUGGAGUCGGGAAAGAUUACAGACGACCAGAUCACGGCUUCGUCCAGUUUUUAUGACGAGCACUGGCUCCCGAGACAAGCACGACUCAACUGUAACGACAACGCAUGGACGCCCAACGAGGACAGCAACCGGGAGUACAUUCAGGUGGAUCUUCACGUGCUCAAAGUGCUGACGGGAAUCGCUACACAAGGCGCCAUUUCCAAAGAGACGCAGAAGUCCUACUACGUCACCACCUUCAAACUGGAGGUCAGCACCAACGGAGAGGACUGGAUGGUCUACAGACACGGCAAGAACCACAAGGUGUUCCACGCCAACACCGACCCGACUGAGGUGGUCCUGAACCGGAUCCCACAGCCCGUCUUGGCGCGAUUCGUCCGGAUCCGACCUCAGUCCUGGAAGAACGGCAUCGCACUGAGGUUCGAGCUGUACGGUUGCCAGAUCACAGAUGCUCCGUGCUCCGAGCUGCAGGGCCUGAUGUCGGGGGUCCUGCCUGACUCCCAGAUCUCCUCCUCCUCCAUGCGGGACCUCCACGGCUCCAUGGGGGCAGCACGCCUGGUGGCCAGUCGCUCUGGCUGGUUCCCCAACCCCACACAGCCCAUCGCCGGAGAGGAGUGGCUACAGGUGGAUCUGGGGGUCCCGAAGACGGUGCGCGGCAUCAUUACCCAGGGUGCACGGGGGCUGGAGGGCAGCACUAGUGCAGAGAACAGAGCCUUCGUCCGCAAGUACAAACUGGCCCACAGCCUGAACGGGAAGGACUGGACCCACAUCAUCGACAGCAAGACCGGCCUGGCCAAGAUCUUCGAGGGGAACGGCCACUACGACACCCCGGAGGUCAGGCGCUUUGAGGAGAUCGUGGCCCAGUUUGUGCGAGUCUUUCCGGAGCGCUGGUCUCCCGCUGGGAUUGGCAUGAGGAUGGAGGUGCUGGGCUGCGACCUGCCAGAAAGCACCACUGUCCCAGACACAGCCACCCCCACUACGCCCAAAGUGGAGCAGACCACUGCAGCCAUGAGGCCAGCGACCACUCCGUCUCUCUCGGCCGUGUGUGACUUUGAGUCCAGUUUGUGCGGCUGGUCUGCGGAUCCUCAGUCUGGAGUGAGCUGGUCUCUGCACACGGCCUCCAGCGGGACCUCCACGGGACACGGCACCCACGGCACCCACGGGAGCCGGCUGGACCUCACCCAGGCCUCCGACAACCUGUCGGGGAACUACUUACACGUGGACGCGGGGCCCCACACGCAGAGGAAGAGGGCCCGUCUGCUGAGCCCCGAGUUGGAGCCGGAGCAGGGGCCUCUGUGCCUGCUCUUCCACUACCAGCUGCAGGGGGAGGCCCAGGGCAGCCUCCGUGUGCUGCUGCGCGACACCGACCACGACGAGACCCUGCUCUGGUCCCUGCGCGGAGACCAUGGGGCGCUGUGGAGGGAGGGCCGCACCGUGCUGCCCCAAAGCCCCAAGGAAUACCAGGUUGUGUUUGAAGGUUUCUUUGAACAUUCGACCAGAGGACACAUCCGCAUCGACAACAUCCACAUGAGCAGCAGUGUGGAGCUGGAGGAAUGCACACAGCCCCUCCCAGCGCUGACGCCGGGAAUCACCAACCCCAGACCUAUGGAUUUCGGCAAAGACCCCGUUUUCAACAGACCGACCAUCGACCAAGAGUACGUGUUCCCCGGCUGGUCCUCCCCCUUCUCCACCCCCUCCUCCGCCGACUCGGACCCCUCCUCCGUCACCAUGAUGUCGGAGAAGGACAAGGACAACGCCUGGCUCUACACGCUGGACCCCAUCCUCCUCACCAUCAUCGUCAUGAGCUCCCUGGGCGUGCUCCUGGGGGCCAUUUGCGCGGGACUUCUCCUCUACUGCACCUGCUCCUACAGCGGCCUCUCGUCGAGAUCCUCCACCACGCUGGAGAAUUACAACUUCGAACUCUACGACGGCAUCAAGCAUAAAGUCAAGAUCAACCAGCAGAGGUGUUGCUCCGAAGCUUGA
Molecule: messenger RNA, 2796 nt
Organism: Knipowitschia caucasica
Lineage: Eukaryota; Metazoa; Chordata; Actinopteri; Gobiiformes; Gobiidae
Source: the annotation of a GenBank genome assembly